Molecule: messenger RNA, 390 nt
Organism: Striga asiatica
Lineage: Eukaryota; Viridiplantae; Streptophyta; Magnoliopsida; Lamiales; Orobanchaceae
Source: the annotation of a GenBank genome assembly
AUGAAGAGACCCUGCGACAGGUCUUUCAAGCCAUUGAUGACAGUUUUCCGGCUAAACCUCCGGUCGGCGGCCUCCAGCCCAAGCUCGUGCUCCAUAAUCUCGAAUUGGCUCUCUCUCGACGACUUUAUCCGAUCUCUUAAAUCCUCCACUGUAUAUUCCUCAUCCCCAUUUCUCAGCUUCCUCUCUCCAUCUUCUUCUCCGCCAUUGACAAACGACGCCGUCUUCCUGAAAGAUACCAUUCUCUACUUUCGAUGGGAUGGAAGUUGUGAACGCGAUUUAUUUUGGGGGGAAAAGAGGAAAUUGGGUGUUUUUAUGCUGGAGGUAAGGGUUUACAAUGAUUUGAAGAGGGUAAUCACUAUCGAUUUGGCACUUAUCAAGCACAAUCGGUGA